GUCGAAGAAAACAGUUGCGUUUCUGUGGCAUUGCCGUGCGCACGCGAAACUGUUCUGUUUUAUUUCUAAUAGCGGGUUUGGUAGUAACUGAUAAUGACAUUGUUUACUCUCGUCAAUUCGCAAACACAGCAAUUUAUAAAAAAAUUUAACUGAAUAGAAAAUUAUUAAUUUAUUGCAACUAACUUUUAUCUACUCGUGAGUACAGAUAUAAGGUUCAUGUAUAACGUAAAUGUAAUAUAUAACAUUCUUUGCACUAAACAAAUCAUAGUUGUUCUGUUAUAGUACACAUCAAUAAUAUUCUUACUAAUAGAAUGUCUUUGAAAAUAACAUGAGUUAUUAACAAUUGAUUUUCAGUAGAUUUAUUUUUUUGCAUUUAAUUUAAAAUACAUGUUUGUUGGAUUUCAUUGUUAUCAAUGUCUAAUAAAAACGCGAACAAAGAUGAACAACGCCCCCAAAAAUAUGGACUUAAGUCGACGCUGGCACAAUUGUUUGCCACCAUAGCGCAAAGUUUUCUGUUUAUUGGAAUGGGAAUGAAUCUAUCAAUGCCCGCAUUGGUCAUUCGUGAUUUAUAUCAAAAUUCGAACAGUGAUUUCUCAAUAACGAUAACUGAGGCCUCGUGGUAUGGUAGCUUGCUGUUUAUGGUACACCCGUUCGGAUGUUUCCUUUCGGGAAUUCUGCAAGGAAAGCUCGGGAAAAAACGUUGCAUGAUAAUCGCCAACGUGCCCAGCAUUGUCGGAUGGGCGUUACUGUACUCGGCGGAGUCUUCGACGUUCCUGUGCGCGUCAACAUUGCUGAUGGGAUUCAGUACGGGAUUCGGCCCGGGAUCGACGUCUUCAUACGUGGGAGAGAUAUCGGAGCCGAGGCUCAGAGGGUCGUUGAGCUCACUGGGAAGUACGGCAACCCGAGUCGGAACGUUGCUCACGUACGUGUUGGGUUCGUUUUUCGGCUGGAGGACCGUCGCCAUGCUGAGCGCAAUCUGCCCGAUCGUGUGCAUAUGCCUCAUCGUUAUUAUACCGGAGUCUCCUGUCUGGUUGGUGGCUAAGGGCAAAAACGAUAAGGCCGAGAAGGCCAUGUGCUGGUUACGAGGCUGGGUGGAACCGGAAAUGGUGCGACACGAGUUCCUGGAGCUCAUUCAUUAUAAUGAAGUGUCCGGGACCCGCGGCAGCAAGGGUCACGUGGAGAAAAAAAAAGGUCUGCUGGCGAAACUGGCCGAGUUCAAAGAGCCGUCGGUGUACAGGCCGAUGAAAUUGAUGAUGGCGCUGUUUUUCGUGUCCAACGUGGUCAGCCUUUUCCACACCAGACCGUUUAUCACGAAAAUAAUGACGAACAUCUAUAUCGUUGACAAUCAAAACGAAUUAUUGGUGAUCCUUACGGCCCUCACCGGAUUGGGAAGUAUUAUAGCGACCGUAAGCGUGCACCGGGUGGGCAAAAGGGUUUUGACGUUUACGACGUUGUCGGUAAACAUCGUUAUGCUGAUGUCGCUCGGGGUGUACAUCAUAGCGACCAAGGAUAACAUCAUCGAGCCGUUACCGAGCGUUUCGUUAACACUACUGAGUUGCAUUUACUUCAUCGGCGCUUGCGGCAUUUCAUGUAUGCCUUGGAUGUUGCUGAUCGAAAUUUUCCCAAACAAAAGCAGAGGAAUAGCUACUAGUAUGUGUACAGCAUUGGCCUACAUAAUUUUAUUUUCAUUAACAAAAUCGUAUUUAUCGAUUGAAAUAUAUUUAAGCCUCGAAUACACAAUGAUUUUAUUCGGUUGUAUUGGACUUAUUGGACUUAUAUAUUUUUACUUCAGUUUGCCGGAAACUGAAAAUAAGACUCUUUUAGAGAUUGAAGAAUAUUUUGCAACGAAUUAAAAUAUGAUAGAAUAAAAAAGAUCCAUUUUCUUGGAUAGGUAAAGUUAAUUAUUAUUUUUUUUUACCCACUUGGUCAUACCAAAUUAUAGCUUUAAUAAUACAUAUAUAACCAAUUUAUGUAUAGUACGUAAGUAUAU
Sipha flava (yellow sugarcane aphid) is the source of this 1990-nucleotide messenger RNA. RefSeq names its product facilitated trehalose transporter Tret1-like. The transcript has 6 exons. Gene Ontology annotation, cellular component: membrane. The coding region runs from base 414 to 1853 and encodes 479 amino acids. The record is from RefSeq and is a predicted model, not a curated record. Gene Ontology annotation, molecular function: transmembrane transporter activity. Lineage: Eukaryota; Metazoa; Arthropoda; Insecta; Hemiptera; Aphididae. Gene Ontology annotation, biological process: transmembrane transport.